AUGGGAUUCUCCUUUGCAGUUUCCUUUGGUUCCGAUAUUGUGCUCAGAAGAAGCACUCAUCAAACCAGAUUAAUCAACUGCACAACAACAUACCACAACAAUAACACCCUUGCUUUCAACUUCUCUAAGCAUAAUAAACCAAUUUUCGCAUCAAAGCAAGAAUCGAUUCAAUUUGAUGAAAGGAAGAGCCCAAACGAGGUUAAAGAAGAGAUAAAACAAUGUUAUGAACUCAUAAACAGAUUGGGAAGAGGAAUUGUGUAUCUCGGUUCUUCUAGAAUGGACUCCACCCAUUCGCACUAUGUACAAACACAAGAUUUAGCUAAAGAGAUAGCAAGUCUUUUGGAAUGCACUACAUGGUCGGGGGCUGGACCGGGACUAAUGGAUGCUGUUUCUCAAGGUGCUCUGCUUGCAGGAAAACCAGUUGGUGGAUUCAAGAUAGGAAGAGAAGCCGGGGAAUGGACAACAUCCAACUUUCAUCCAUACUUACCCGCAGAAAACUACCUUACUUGCAGGUUUUUCUCUGCAAGGAAGCACGGGAUGGUCGAUGCUGUAGUGAGGAACAAUUCAUUUGAUAAAACUGCUGUUGUUGCCCUUCCUGGUGGGAUUGGUACUCUAGACGAGAUGUUCGAGAUGCUGGCAUUAAUUCAACUAGAACGAAUUGGAUCAAAGCAUCCUGUUCCCUUCCUGUUGAUGAACUACGAUUCGUUUUAUUCAAAACUUCUCGACUUUUUAGAUGUUUGUGAGAAUUGGGGAACUGUCUCUAAAGGAGAGGUUGCAUCAUUGUGGAAGGUCUGUAAUAGCAACUCAGAAGCUUUGGCUUACCUUGCAGAUUUCUACCGCAUUUCUUUAGAUGAUACAAGUCAAAAGAACGAAACUAAAUUGCAUAGUACACAUGAUUUAAUCUCUUGA
Molecule: messenger RNA, 909 nt
Organism: Lathyrus sativus (Indian pea)
Lineage: Eukaryota; Viridiplantae; Streptophyta; Magnoliopsida; Fabales; Fabaceae
Source: the annotation of a GenBank genome assembly